This is a messenger RNA of Psilocybe cubensis, 1299 nucleotides long. RefSeq lists its product as uncharacterized. The transcript is spliced from 2 exons. Lineage: Eukaryota; Fungi; Basidiomycota; Agaricomycetes; Agaricales; Agrocybaceae. Bases 1 to 1299 code for a protein of 432 amino acids. The record is from RefSeq and is a predicted model, not a curated record.
AUGCAGGCCCUCGAUGUUCUCUGUCCCGAGCUCUAUGACUACAUUAUCGAUUUUUUGCACGACGACGACGCCGCUCUCCGCGCCUGUGCUCUCGUUUGCCGUGCCUGGCUUCCUUCCAGCCGCUGCCAUCUGUUCUAUCGCUUGAAGCUUAGCGGGAGCGGUCCGUCUCCAAUCAGCAGUAGUUGGGCAAAUAAUACCGCUUGCCGUCGCAUAUAUGGCACUCUUCUCUCGUCUCCACAUCUCGCUGCCUAUGUCAACGAGCUCUCCAUCCAGGAGCACAAUGUCCUUCGCCCGUCAACCUACAGAUGGGUCAGUGAAGAGAUAACGUUCCCCUCCCUGCUCAAGAAACUCGUGAAUAUCCGAGCACUCGAGUUUAAUUUCCCUCCGCCUAACUCGGGCGCAAUCAAAACCGCUUGGUCUACCAUGACAUUCAGGGAGAUAAGCGAGGCAAUGUCCUCCAUGUCAUUAGAAACUCUGGCCCUUCGCCAGUUCUCGUUCAGCUCUCUUCCCGAUUUCGUCAAAAUUCUCGACUCUUGCCGACAGAUCAAGACCCUGCAGCUCGACCAUGUCGACAUCGCCACCGCGACACACCUUUCUCCAUCAGCCUUAGAUCAUGUCCUCAACCUCAACUUGCCAGAUUCCAUCUCCCAUACAGCCGAAACUAAUACUGUCCUCGAGACUUUGAUUUUGCGGUCAAACAGCUUAGCGCUAAUCAUUCCGGUUCUUCUGCGCACCAAUUCUUUCCUAAAUUUGUCAAGUCUACAACACCUUAUAAUGAACGUCACUCCUGACAGCUAUACUAAUAUCCUGGAGCUCCUCGAAAUUAUACCAAACCUGCAGCAUCUAGAAUUAGAUAUUGAUCACGAUUUCGACUAUGACGCACAUCUCGCACAUAAGGAUACCCUUAGCCUGACGUAUCUUCCGGCUCUCAAGUAUCUCUCAUUGCAUACCCACAUCCUGCUCGGCCGCAUGGAGCCGGUUUCCUGGCUGCUCGCCAUGUUUUCUACAGCCGGACCGGCUCCAAGUCAACUCGUAGAUUUUGCGCUCACAUGCACAGUCGAUAAACCACCGCCGUCUCUGACAGUACAGGCAUUCGACAGCGUAUUAGCAGGUUGGCAUAAUCUCGACAAUUUGCUUACCCAACCGACGUUCGAUGCUAUGAAGCGCUUCCGACUAGAUUUUGCGCUCGACGGACCUAUUGGUGACGAGUCGGUAAAAUCCGUGUCCCUAGAAUUUAUAAAACAGCUGCGUAAUUUGCGAACGAAGGGUCUUUUGGAAGUUGAUAUUUGCGAAGUAUAG